This is a messenger RNA of Paramecium tetraurelia, 357 nucleotides long. RefSeq lists its product as uncharacterized. The record is from RefSeq and is a predicted model, not a curated record. The transcript is spliced from 2 exons. Lineage: Eukaryota; Ciliophora; Oligohymenophorea; Peniculida; Parameciidae.
AUGAUUAAAAAACCAUAAUUGUUAAAUCUAGCUUUGAAGCCAAUCACUAAUGAUGUGGAGGAAGUCUCAUCUAAAUCAGAAAAACAAGUAAGUGAAAAUCAAUUUGAUAUCUCUUAAAAAUUAUUGUAUGCAUUAGAAAAACCAACUAUCAACACCAAAAAUGCGAACAGUUGUAGAAAUAGCACUGGAAGAUUGUCAGCUUUUGAUUUUUUAAACUCAAGUACGACAAAAGCCAAUGAAAAGAAAACAUUCUCAAUUACAUUAAAUUAUUUUAAAAAUGAAAAAAGUAACGUUGUAAUAGCAAGAAAUUCUGCAAAUCUUUACGGGUUCUCAAAGGUGUCAUCAAAAGUGAGAUGA